AUGGCUCCCAAUAUCUUGAUCACAGGGGUGACCGGCUUCAUAGGUGGCACUCUUCUCCAAAGGCUCCUGGAAACGGAUUUGUUCCCGAGAUCCAACAUCUGGGUAGCAGUCCGCUCGGAAGCUCACGAAGAUCGCCUGAGAGCCCUUCAGGUGAAUAUCGCCCGCGUCUCCUUGGACGACGCGGAGGAUGUCAGAAAGAUUGUGCUUGGUAACAAAAUUGACAUUGUUGUGCACACUGCCGGGGCUUUGAAAUUUUCUCUAGUGGAAUCGCUCUUGAAUGCCCUUGGUGCUAGAAAGGCCGUGACGAAACGUCCGGUUCACCUCAUCCAGACAUCUGGUGCCAGCACCUUUGCAGACAAGUGCGGCUGGACCUUCGGACCGGGCAGAGAGUCGGAUGACCUGUACACUCGUGAAGUGGAGAUCCGUGAUUCUUUCCUGCUCCAUGAGACCAAUAUUCGGAUUAUCGAGACGGGGGAAGCCCUGGGGGUGCUUGUCUACCUAGUACUCCCACCUCUUGUUUGUAAGUCAAACAAAACGCAAGGCAACUGGUAUACCCUGCUGAAAAGCUCACUGGAACAAGGCGGGAAAGGAACAGGCACUGGAAACACCGCCACCUUCAUAUUCAGCUCCAUGAUCCAAACGGCUCUAGCCCAGAAAAAAGUUUAUUACUUCCCGGAGAAAUCGCAUUGGCCCGUAGUCCAUGUCGUCGACCUCGCCAAUUACUAUAUCCUGCUUCUGAAAGCCAUUCUAGCCAACAGCGCCCCCGGUCCCACGCCCGCUGCUUGGCCGAGCGAGGAAUUCGCGUCUGAUGCUACGGGGCUUUCUACGGAGUAUUGUCAGAUUGCAUUCAAUUCGACUACGGCGGUUAUCUCGGAGAGAGGUCAUCAGCUUGGUUGGAAACCUGAGUGGGAUUAUGCGGAAUGGCUGCGAGACUUUGGGGGAAUGGAGGUUGACCCGAUUUUGGAGUCUGAUGUUCAGAGCAAAGAUACGGUUAAGGCGUUGGGGAAUCUUUGA
Molecule: messenger RNA, 1014 nt
Organism: Penicillium chermesinum
Lineage: Eukaryota; Fungi; Ascomycota; Eurotiomycetes; Eurotiales; Aspergillaceae
Product: NAD-dependent epimerase/dehydratase family protein
Exons: 8
Coding region: 1-1014 (337 amino acids)
Source: RefSeq, a predicted model, not a curated record